UAAAUCAGUAAACAAAGAAUGACGCGACAUGCAAGAAAUUGCACAGCUGGAGCUGUUUAUACGUAUCAUGAGAAAAAGAAAGAUGCAGCAGCCUCAGGUUACGGAACAAAUACACAAAGAGUGGGAAAAGAUUCUGUCAAGAAUUUUGACUGUUGCUGCCUAACAUUACAGCCUUGUAGAAAUCCUGUCAUAACAAAGAAUGGCUAUUUAUUUGAUAAAGAAGCAAUUUUGGAAUAUGUAUUAACCAAGAAGAGAGAGUAUACUAGAAAGUUAAAGGAAUAUGAAAAACAAAAACAUCAACAAGAGGAACAAUUUCAUGAAAAAACUGCUAACGAAGAAUUACAGAAGUUACAAAAGUUUUUAAAAGGAGAGAAAAAUAUUGUUUCAAGAAGUCAGACUGCAGUCGAAUCAGGUUCUUCAGUUUCUAAUAUGAGCAAUGGCAAAGAUAAAAUAUUACCUAGUUUUUGGAUUCCUUCUAAAACGCCGGAAGCAAAAGAAAUAAUAUUGCAAAAACCAGAUAAAACAAUCUACUGUCCUAUUAGUGGAAAACCACUAAAAAUAAAAGAUCUUAUUCCUGUGAAAUUUACUGAAGUAAAAGAUCCAGAUGACAAAAAAUCUCUUAUCGUUAAACAAGCAAGAUAUAUGUGUCCUAUUACACAUGACAUCCUAAGCAAUAGUGUUCCAUGUGCAGUUAUAAGGACAACUGGCGAUGUAAUUACAAUGGAGUGCGUAGACAAAAUUAUAAAAAAGGACUGGAUCAAUCCCUUGGAUAGUACAAAAUUGACUGAAGCAGAUAUUAUACCUCUUCAAAGGGGAGGAACUGGAUAUGCAGCUGUUAAUGAUUCUUUGGAAGGUAAACAUGAGAGACCGGUAUUACAAGCAUGAAACAUGCAGUCAGUGAAACUUGAUUACAUAUAUAAUUUUGAAUGUACAAAAAAGUAUUAAAUUGACC
Colletes gigas is the source of this 952-nucleotide messenger RNA. Its product is annotated as nitric oxide synthase-interacting protein homolog. Lineage: Eukaryota; Metazoa; Arthropoda; Insecta; Hymenoptera; Colletidae. Gene Ontology annotation, cellular component: nucleus. The coding region runs from base 19 to 885 and encodes 288 amino acids. The record is from RefSeq and is a predicted model, not a curated record. The transcript has 5 exons. Gene Ontology annotation, molecular function: ubiquitin protein ligase activity.